Molecule: messenger RNA, 1051 nt
Organism: Malurus melanocephalus (red-backed fairy wren)
Lineage: Eukaryota; Metazoa; Chordata; Aves; Passeriformes; Maluridae
Gene: NOL7
Product: nucleolar protein 7
Exons: 8
Coding region: 51-749 (232 amino acids)
Cellular component (GO): nucleus
Molecular function (GO): RNA binding
Source: RefSeq, a predicted model, not a curated record
CGGCGGAAGGCGGGAGCGGUUCCGGGGCGGGCGGCGCAGGAGCCGUGGCCAUGGUGCGGCGGCAGAAGGCGAAGGCGAUGGCUGCGGGCAAGCGCCGGGCUCCCGCCGCGCUCCCCAGCCCGGCCRCCUCCUCGGAGGACGAGGCGGACGAGGCCCCGGAGGAGGUGUCCUUCGGCGUGGCGAGGGAGGCGGCCUGGGCCGAACGGAAGCUCGUGGGGGASGCGGCCCGGAGGCACCGGGAYUUGCUGAAGGAGAAGCGCCGGCGGCACCAGGAGCUGUUCGCGGAGCAGAAGAAACGCAAGCUGCUGCCCGAGGCCGUGCUGCAGGAGCUGCAGGAUGUGUCCMCACGGCCCGCCGAGCAGGCUGCAGCAGAUGACCCAGUUACUCUGGGUGAAGAACUUGAUGGUGARGCUGCACAGCUGGAACAAGGCCAAGCUGAAGUGCAGAAGAAAGGCAAGAGGAGCAAGGGUGCCAGGACRAAAGGAAACUAUGCUGCUGUGUGCCUUAAAGACCAGAGUUUAACAGGCCUCCACCAACAGCUCGCCAAAGACUUUCUAAAUGCUCAGCUCUAUGGGCCACACACCAAUCGGGUACAGGCAAAUGAUUUUUUUUCCAUUGCAAACAAGAAAGACCCAGUCAAAAAAGCCGCAGUUCAGUUUGUGGACAAGUCUUGGGGACAAGAUAAAAAGGAAAAAGCAGCAAGGUUUAAGAAACGUUGGCUAGCAACACAAAUUAAAACUGGAGUCUGAAGACAGGUUUUGCAGAAGAUGCUGUUAAGGACUUUUAGUCACAGUUGAUCUCCACAUGACAAAGGUGUUUUCUCCCCCCCUUCAUCAUCACUUGGCUGCAACUGAAAACAACCAGAAGGCACCGAGCUGUGCCUGAUCAGACUUCCCUGUUCUCUCCCGUCCCCCUUUCWGAAGUUCCUGGGGAAGCUACAAAGCAGCUGGGUCAGUGUUGUAGAAUAGGUGGUGCUAGGACCAGGCUUGCUGAGCUGCCUCCAUGAGGCAAUGCCUUUGCAGAGAAUAAAGAUGAGCAAUGUUGUGCCUAC